Molecule: messenger RNA, 1194 nt
Organism: Bufo gargarizans (Asiatic toad)
Lineage: Eukaryota; Metazoa; Chordata; Amphibia; Anura; Bufonidae
Gene: MRPL45
Product: mitochondrial ribosomal protein L45
Exons: 8
Coding region: 57-983 (308 amino acids)
Cellular component (GO): mitochondrion
Source: RefSeq, a predicted model, not a curated record
GUGACAGCUUUGUCCACGUGACCGUGCAGCUUCCCAGCGUUCUGUGCGAGCUGAACAUGGCGGCCUCCAUGAGGGUUGUGAGGGCGCUGGGUGAACCUGGGCUUGCUGCCUUUCUCAGUCCUAUCCGGAUGCUUUCACCAAUCACAGUUAUACCUGUAAGAACCAAGAAGAGACUGUUUAAGCCGCCAUCUUUAGGAAAUAAGCUUACUGUGGAAGCAAUGAUAAGGAAAGCCAAGGCUGCUGGAAUUGUAGCGCCGCAAGAAGACUUGGAACGCCCAAUUAAUAUCUCCUGCACAGCUGGAAUACUUGAUCCAUAUGUGCCUCCAGAAGGUGAUGCCCGUCUGUCCACGCUUUCCAAGGAUGGUUUAAAGCAAAGAACAGAGCAACUGAAACAGACAGCGGCCUCUCAGUUGGCGAUUCGAAAGAUCAAAAAUUAUGAUGAGGAUUUUAGCACCAAGACCUUUCCAGAGGAAGCUCGGGAGAUCUUCAUUGAAGCGCACAACUGUCUGACACAGUUUGAUCGUCAUAAAUUACACUCACUGGUGACAGAGCGCUGCUAUCCCGAGAUGGUGCAGGGUAACCGGUAUCGUACAAUACACUGGUCUUUUGUUGAGUCUCUAGAGCCACCCAAAAUAGUGCAGGUUCGGUGUCCAGAAAUGGUUACCAAGGGAAACCUGUACGGGCAAGUGACUGUCCGUAUGCACAGCAAACAGACCUUAAUAAUCUAUGAUCGGUUUGGUCGGGUGGAAUGUGGGAGUAAAGAACCACGGGAUGUUCUAGAGUACUUGGUGUUUGAGCGUCACUUGGUGAAUCCCUACGGAUCAUGGAGGUUGCAUGGCAAGAUAGUGCCUUCCUGGGCACCACCCAAAGAGCCAAUUGUGAAGACUGUGAUGUUAUCAGGUCCAGUAUUGAAGCCCGAGCAGGAGCUAGAAGAUGUCUCUGUGGAGAAGCAGGAACUCGCACCAAAACAGUGGUAUAAAUAAGACACCGACACCUUUCUUCUUGUGCAUUGAAGCAGGCACAUUCAUAAGUGUGAGCACUUGAAUUUAUGAUUUGAGGACAAUAUUGCAGAACCUUGGCUCGUGGUUGGUGUACUGUUUGUAACAUCCAUGCUGUGUGCAAUAUUAUAUGCCCUGGUAUAUGAAAGUUUUGUAAUAAAAUAAAGUUUUGAGUUAUUUCAAGACUUGCACCAGG